AUGAAUGUUCAAAUUAGUGUUGAAGAACAAUUGAAUGAAACACUUCAAAAGUUCUGGGAUUUGGAGUCCAUUGGUGUCAGACUUGCUGAAAGUUCAAUUUCUACUACUCAUGCAGAAGAUGUGGUCUUGAAGAAGUUUAAAGAGACACUAACAUACAAUGAUGGUCGCUAUGAAGUAUCCUUACCAUGGAAGGAAGAUUGCAUUUCAUUGAAAGAUAAUUACCGGCAAGCGGAAAGUAGGUUGUACAAUCUAGAAAAGAAGCUGCUCCAUGAGCCAGUGAAAGCUGCAUCGUACAGAGAAGCGAUUAACAAGUAUGUUGAGAACGGUGUUGCUGAAGAAGUACCUUGUGAUGAAAUUACACCAACAGAUGGGCGUCCGGUGUUCUAUCUCCCUCAUCAUGCGAUCAUCAGGGAAGACAAGCAGACAACCAAGACAAGAGUUGUGUUUGAUGCAUCAGCGAAAGAUAGCAAUGGUGUCUCUCUGAACAGCUGCUUAGAGCCAGGCCCAGCAUUACAGCCAGAUUUGGUCGGAAUUCUUCUGCGUUUUCGAAAGAAUUAUGUUGGUAUCAUGGGUGACAUAGAGAAGAUGUUCUUGCAGAUUCGGUUAAAAGAAGAAGACAGAGAUUCACACCGGUAUCUGUGGAGAGAUUUGGACCCCAAGGCCACGCCUAAGAUUUACAGAAUGACAAGGGUCACAUUUGGAGUUGUUUCCAGUCCGUUUCUUGCCAUUGGCACUAUUCAAGAGCAUGUGAAAAGGUGUAAAGAAACAUUCCCUGUUGCAUCAAAUGAAAUCUUGAGGAACACUUAUGUUGAUGACUUUGCUUCAGGGAGAGACAAUGUGCAGGAAACGCUGAAAUUACAGCGAAGUGCUACUGAGCUUAUGCAGAAAGCUGCCUUUAAUUUGACAAAAUGGUCAAGCAAUUCAUCUGAGCUUAUGGAGGCCAUACCAGAGAGGGACAGAGCAGCAGUUAGUCUUGUCAGCCUGGAAAGUGAUCUAGCAGAAGCACAUCCAAUCACAAAAGCAUUAGGAUUAAAGUGGAAUACACUUACUGACAACCUUGUCUUUACAAUUGAUGUGGACAUUGUUAAGUCGAGAUCAAAGACAGUGUACACUAAAAGAAAGGUGGCGUCUUUAGCAGCAAAGAUAUUUGAUCCGAUUGGUCUAAUCGCACCCUUUUCAGUGAGGUCAAAAUUAAUUCUUCAAAGCUUGUGGACCAAGGGUGUUGGAUGGGAUGAGGAAAUUCCCAUGGAAGUCUCAUCGAAAUGGAAUCAGUGGGUUCAAGAGAUUUCUGAACUUGGACACCUUCAAAUUUCUAGAUGUUACACUGAUUUGCCAUUAGGUCAGAACCCCAAAGUAGAGCUACACGCAUUUGGUGAUGCGUCAGAAGUUGCUUAUGCCUCUGCAGUUUAUCUGAGAGUUGUUUGUGAAGAUGGAAGGGUAUCUACCAGUCUUGUGAUGUCCAAGACCCGAGUGGCUCCUGUAAGGAAGAUUACCCUACCGCGCUUAGAGUUGAUGGCUGCUGUAAUUACUGCUAGACUUUGCACCUAUGUCAAAGGUGCAAUAGAUUGUCCCAUUAGCCGCAUUGUUUGUUGGACAGACAAUUCUUCAACGUUACACUGGAUUAGAGGAGCAGCCUCACAGUGGAAACCAUUUGUUGCUAAUCGUGUUAUUGAAAUUCAGUCGUUGCUGGAUCCCAGUGUUUGGAGGUAUUGUCCAGGACCGCAGAACCCAGCUGAUCUACCUACCCGAGGUUUAUCUGCAAGUCAGUUACGAGAGAGUCAUUUGUGGUGGAAAGGACCCUCUUGGUUGCAAGAGUCCGAAAAAGAUUGGCCCGAGGAUUUAAGGUCAAAACCCUCCAGUGAAAUUGUUAACCCAGAGAGGAAGAGUAAAGCUAGUGUCAGUUGUGUUGUGCAACCCAAAGAGCCGUUUAUUGACUUCACAAGAUUCAGCAAGUAUAGUCGCUUGCUAAGAACUGUUGCUUGGAUCAGAAGAUUCGUUAGCAACUCAAGAGUGAAAGAAGAGGAAAGAAUUGACAGCCCUUUAACUGGUUUAGAGAUACAAAAUGCAGAAGAAUGGUUGAUAUCUCAUGUACAAGAAGCAGGUUUUCCUGAAGAAAUUGCGUCAUGUAAACAGCAUGGUCCAGUGAAGGACAGCAACCUUGCCAAUUUAAACCCGUUUAUGUGUCCGACUAGUCAUUUUCUUCGUGUUGGAGGAAGAAUUCACAAGUCACUGUUGCCAGAAGAGGAGAAACAUCCUAUUAUCCUGCCUUCUAACCAUCCUGUUGUUAAGUUGUUAAUUGAUGAUAUUCACAGCCGUGAACUACAUGCUGGAGUUGAACACACUUUGUCACUUUUGCGACAGAGAUUUUGGGUGAUCAAGGGACGAUCGACCGUCCGUCAGACACUAAGGAACUGUCUAAUUUGUCGCCAUUACCAAACAAAACCCUUUGGUCAGCAGAUGGCACCACUUCCUGAAGACAGAAUUAAGCCUGCACCACCGUUCACUAACGAAGUGGUGCCAUCUGCUGACCAAAGGGUUUUGUUUGGUAAUGGCGACAAAUUAGACAGUUCCUUAGUGUCUGACGGACGGUCGAUCGUCCCUUGA
Orbicella faveolata is the source of this 2604-nucleotide messenger RNA. RefSeq lists its product as uncharacterized. Lineage: Eukaryota; Metazoa; Cnidaria; Anthozoa; Scleractinia; Merulinidae. The record is from RefSeq and is a predicted model, not a curated record. Gene Ontology annotation, biological process: DNA integration. Gene Ontology annotation, molecular function: nucleic acid binding.